GCUGACUCUUCCAUAAGAAUGAGAAAUAUCACACUGGUGACCGAAUUCAUCCUGCUGGGCAUCCCUGAGACAGGAGGUCUGGAGACCGCCCUCUUCUCCCUGUUCUCAGCAUUGUAUCUAUGCACCAUCCUGGGAAAUGUGCUCAUUCUUACCGCCAUCCUCUGCUCCUCUCGGCUUCACACUCCCAUGUAUUAUUUCUUGGGAAACCUCUCCAUCUUUGACCUGGGGUUCUCUUCAACUACUGUCCCCAAGAUGUUGUCCUAUCUUUCAGGGCACAGCCCAGGCAUUUCUUUUCAGGGAUGUGCUGCUCAGCUCUUCUUCUAUCACUUCCUGGGCUGCACUGAGUGUUUCCUGUACACAGUGAUGGCCUAUGACCGCUUUGUCGCCAUCUGUUAUCCACUGAGAUACACGGUCAUCAUGAACCACAGGGUGUGUUUUGUCUUGGCCACGGGGACCUGGAUGAGUGGCUGUGUCCAUGCCACUAUUCUAACCUCCCUCACCUUCAGACUGCCCUACUGUGGCUCCACCCAGGUGGGCUACUACUUCUGUGAUAUUCCUGCAGUGUUGCCUCUAGCUUGUGAGGACACAUCUCUAGCUCAGAGGGUGAGUUUUACAAAUGUUGGUCUUGUGACUCUCAUUUGUUUGUUCCUCAUCUUUGUUUCCUACACUUGCAUUGGAAUCUCCAUAUUGAAAAUCCGCUCAACAGAGGGCAGGCAAAGGGCGUUCUCCACCUGCAGCGCCCACCUCACUGCAAUCCUCUGUGCAUAUGGGCCAGUCAUUAUCAUCUACCUUCAGCCCCAUCCCAGCCUCUUGCUUGGCGCUGUAAUUCAAAUGCUGAAUAAUCUUGUAACUCCCAUGCUGAACCCACUGAUUUAUAGCCUGCGGAAUAAUGAUGUAAAAUUGGCCCUGAAGUGUGUAUUUCUGAAAGGAAGCCAUGCUCUAGAAAUUGAGUGA
Messenger RNA from Cavia porcellus (domestic guinea pig), 954 nucleotides. RefSeq names its product putative olfactory receptor 10D4. The transcript has a single exon. NCBI's taxonomy places the organism in Eukaryota, Metazoa, Chordata, Mammalia, Rodentia, Caviidae. The record is from RefSeq and is a predicted model, not a curated record. Gene Ontology annotation, cellular component: membrane. Gene Ontology annotation, molecular function: olfactory receptor activity; G protein-coupled receptor activity. The coding region runs from base 19 to 954 and encodes 311 amino acids. Gene Ontology annotation, biological process: G protein-coupled receptor signaling pathway.